Molecule: messenger RNA, 390 nt
Organism: Cetraspora pellucida
Lineage: Eukaryota; Fungi; Glomeromycota; Glomeromycetes; Diversisporales; Gigasporaceae
Source: the annotation of a GenBank genome assembly
AUGCAAAAUUACAACGUUCGAGAAUUAGGAUUAAAAGACCAAAUAGCAAACAUUGAAGCUGACAAAAAUAAAAGCAGUAACGUUAAAAAUUUUGCUAGCAAUAAUUUUGUAAAGAGUAUUAAUACUGAUUUGGGUAGGAGUAUUAAUACUGAUUAUGACGUUAAAGUUUCAUCUCCAAAAUGUACAUCUCCAAGAUGCAGGUUAAAAGCUAGUCCCGUUAAUGAAAAACGUAAUACAUACAUGGAUGAUGUCCCUCCAAUUCCCAAGGUCACGUUAGAAACAACUGAACAAGAAAAAAUUGACCUUUUACAGUCAAAAUUAAGAUCAUUAGAACUUUCUGAUUUGUCCAUACUAAAAGACAUAUCUAUGCUAAAAGAUUUAUUGGAAUGA